Molecule: messenger RNA, 999 nt
Organism: Plasmodium gonderi
Lineage: Eukaryota; Apicomplexa; Aconoidasida; Haemosporida; Plasmodiidae
Exons: 1
Coding region: 1-999 (332 amino acids)
Source: RefSeq, a predicted model, not a curated record
AUGAAUGAGAAUAAUGUUAAUAAGAUCGACACAAAAGGACUUCAAAAUGAAAUUAUCUCAGAGUACUCAUUAAAUGAUGAAACCAUUAUACCCAUUUGCAUAAAAAACAUAUUAGAAUGUACACUUGAGGGGAAUAAUGCUGAGAGUGUACAAUUCUUAAAGCAUAAAAAUGAGGAAUUAAAUAAUUUCAUAGAAAAAAAUAUUCGAGAGGUUAUUUCCCCCGAGGAAAAGUAUGGUGACAAAUACAGAUCUGAAGAUGACAUGGAAUUCACAAUAUUAUCGAGGAAUAGCACUGGAGGUAAUAACAAGGACGUGAAUAAUUAUUGUGAAAACAUUUUGAAUAACAAUAGAGAAAUUCAUAAUUUGGAGACAAGUGCAAAUGAACACAUCAAGGUUCCCAAUACAUUUGGUACAUGUGGAGUAAAUGAAAAGAAGAGGAAUAAAACAAAAAGGCGUUAUAUUGAUGUUGAUCAGAUGAACUUUGAUUUUGAGAAGGAGGAUUUUGCAUGCAGUUCCAACGAUGAGUUCGUAAGACGCAAAUAUGCCGAUGUGGGCGAAUAUGCAAAUGAAUACACGAAUGAAUGCGAGAAUAAACACCUAAUCAUAAACAACAUUAACCUGAAGAGUGAAGCAAUUAGAAGCCUCCUUGAGCCACCCCCAAUACCGUUUAAUCAUUUCUUUCAGAAAUACAAUAAAGAAAUAAGCGAUGUAUAUAUAAAACAUAAAAAAAAAAAAAACAGUGAAGAUACGUUAAAUAUUUUUUUAGAAUCUCAACUUCUGUGCAUAGAAGAAGAUACAUUUAAAAAAGAAAAUAGUUUCAUAAAUAACAAUUUUGAUAACUUUAUUACGAAAAAAUUAAAUGUUGUAAAUUCUACUAAUGAGGACAAAAUAUAUAAAAACAAAGAUUUACAAGAACUGCUGAAGUAUCUUAUGUCAUGGUAUUUUUCUGGAUUUUAUUCAGGGAAAAUGUGUAAAUUAAAAGAGUUACAUGGAGAAUAG